This is a messenger RNA of Ficedula albicollis (Collared flycatcher), 1506 nucleotides long. It is a transcript of the gene COASY, whose product is annotated as Coenzyme A synthase. Gene Ontology annotation, biological process: coenzyme A biosynthetic process. The record is from RefSeq and is a predicted model, not a curated record. Lineage: Eukaryota; Metazoa; Chordata; Aves; Passeriformes; Muscicapidae. Gene Ontology annotation, molecular function: dephospho-CoA kinase activity; ATP binding; pantetheine-phosphate adenylyltransferase activity.
AUGCCGCCCUUCGCCUCGGGGCUGCUGGUGCUGACGGCGCCGCUGCCCCCCGCGGCUGUGUACGGCUGCCCGCCGAGCCUGCCAGCGCUGCUGCUGGGCGAGGACACCGCGGGGGACGCCGAGGGCGACCCCGAGUGGGACCCCGGGCAGGAUCCUGACGCGACCCUCCCCGAAUUCUCGGACGUGGCGGUUGGCGGCACCUUCGACCGGCUGCAUGGCGCCCACCGGCUCCUGCUCAGCGCCUGCUGCCUCGUGGCCCGGCGGCGGCCCCCCCCCCCCGCCCGGCGGCGGCUCCUGGCCGGGGUGGCCGACGGAGACCUGCUCCGCCACAAGGUCCUGUCGGAGCUGAUCGAGCCGUACGAGCUGCGGGCGGCGAAGCUGCGCGAGUUCUUGGAGGAUGUGAAGCCCUCACUGUGCUACGAUAUCGUGCCUCUGGCCGACCCCUUCGGCCCCUCAAUCACAGACCCCGACCUGCAGUGCCUGGUGGUCAGCGAGGAGACCCGCCGGGGAGGGGAGGCCGUGAACAGGAAGAGACUUGAAAAUGGACUCCCCGAGCUGACUCUCCAUGAAAUCCAAUUGAUGAAGGACCCUGUCCGGAGUCAGAAUGAGGAGGAGAAGAUCAGCUCCUCCAGCCUCCGGCAGAGGCUGCUGGGGACACUGCUGCAGCCCCCACGGCAAGACCCAGCUCUGCUGCUGCGCCCAUACGUGAUUGGCCUGACUGGGGGAACUGGGAGUGGGAAAACCUCCAUUGCCAAACUCCUGGGGCAGCUGGGUGCGUUCAUCAUCGACGCCGACAAGCUGGGCCACGCCGUCUAUGUCCCUGGUGGCCCGGCCUACGAGCCAGUGGUGGCAGCCUUUGGGGCAGGGAUCCUGAACAAAGAUGGAACGAUUAACAGGAAAGUCCUUGGGGCAAAAGUGUUUGGAAACCAGGAGCGACUGAAGAGCCUGACGGACAUUGUGUGGCCCCAAAUAGCACAGAUGGCGAAGGAGAGAGUCAGGGAGGCUGAUGCUCAAGGGAAGGCCGUGUGUGUGCUGGACGCUGCUGUGCUGCUGGAGGCCGGCUGGCAGGACAUGGUCCACGAGGUGUGGACAGCCAUCAUCCCGGAGGAGGAGGCUGUGAGGCGUAUUGUGGCCAGGGAUGGGCUGACUGAGGAGGCUGCUCGGCACCGGCUGCAGAGCCAGAUGACCAACAAGCAGCGGGUAGAGCAGUCACAGGUGGUGCUCUGCACCCUCUGGGAGCCGGACAUCACCCGCCAGCAGGUGCAGAAGGCCUGGGACCUGCUGCAGCAGCGCCUGAGCCCGUGAGGAACCGUCCCGCAAGGCCCCGUGGAGAUCCGUGUCCUGCCACCACUGCCCACGAUGAGCCGGCGGACGGAACAGCGUGGGACCGAGAGCAGCGGCCCCAUCCAGCUCCGGCGAGGGUCCGGGGCGUCUUGCGGUCCCCCGGUGAGGGGGAACCCUGCAGGCUGAGCCCCGCUGGGUGACAGUAAAGAGGCUGCUCCUGCA